This is a messenger RNA of Brassica napus (rape), 1802 nucleotides long. Its product is annotated as spermidine coumaroyl-CoA acyltransferase-like. NCBI's taxonomy places the organism in Eukaryota, Viridiplantae, Streptophyta, Magnoliopsida, Brassicales, Brassicaceae. Bases 335 to 1708 code for a protein of 457 amino acids. The transcript is spliced from 3 exons. The record is from RefSeq and is a predicted model, not a curated record.
AAAAAAAAAAAAAAAAAAAACAAAUAUACCAUAUUGUCAUUACGUACUCACGGAUAAAACUAAUUUCAUACAUAAUAAGCGGGUUGUGUUAGAGAAUGUUAGUCUCUCUUUUAAAUAAAACAUGUUGUAGUUAUAUUCAAAAAUGAGAUUUAAAACCAGAAACCAAACAAAGGUAUCAGUGUCAUUGUUGGUGGUAACUACCGCCAGCAACGUGAAAAACGAAGAGGACGUUCAUUUAAUAUUAUACAUUUUUUAUAAUAUUGAGCGCGGUGAGUUUAAAAUUCGCUAUAUAAACAUCGGAUGUUUUGUAGUAUACAUUCUAAACUGGUAAGAGAUGGCAAACCAAACAAAACCGAUCUUACCUCUAUUAGUCAAUAAGAAACCACUUGAGCUUAUUAAACCCUCAAAACACACCCCUUCUGAAACUCUCUCCCUUUCUACUUUGGAUAACGAUCUUUUCAAUGAAGUUAUGUAUGCAACAAUUUAUGUUUUCAAAGCCAAUGAAAAGAACCAAAAUGAUCCUGUCCCUUUGCUUAGGAAGGCUUUGUCCGAACUUCUUGUGUACUACUAUCCCCUUUCAGGCAAGCUCAUGAGACGAGAGAGUGAUCGAAAACUUCAGCUAGUUUUUGGGGGUGAGGGAGUUCCAUUUGAGGUCGCUACUGCAGCCCUCAACCUCUCCUCUCUAAACUAUAUAGAAAAUCUUGAUGACCAAGUUGCUUUGCGCCUUGUACCUGAUAUCGAAAUAGACUACGAUAGCAACAUCUCUUAUCAUCCACUAGCUUUGCAGGUGACCAAGUUCGCAUGUGGAGGAUUCACCAUAGGCACAGCGUUGACGCACGCCGUAUGUGACGGAUUCGGUGUGGCUCAGAUCAUCCAUGCUUUAACCGAGUUAGCUGCAGGAAAGAGUGAGCCAACGGUGAAGCCGGUGUGGCAGAGAGAACGGUUGGUCGGACAAUUUGAUGAUGAAGCGGCUAAAAUGCCUGGCGGGCACAUUACUAGCCUUUUAGCCACCUCACCAUAUAUUCCAGCCAGUGAAAUGGUAACGGAGACAAUAAACAUUCGAGCUGGUAAUAUAAAGAGGCUUAAAGACUCUUUGAUGAGAGAGUGCGGGUACCCUAAAGAGGGUUUCACUACUUAUGAAGUACUUAGCUCUUGCAUAUGGAAAGCAAGAUCUCGAGCACUGAAGCUAAACCUUGACGGGAUCACUGUCCUUGGCGUAGCUGUUGGAAUCCGACACGUUUUAGAUCCGCCACUUCCUCAAGGAUUCUACGGUAACGCCUACGUAGAUGUCUAUAUCGAGUUAACCGUGAGAGAACUCCAGGAAGCAUCAAUCUCUGAAAUUGCUAAGCACGUGAAGAAAGCCAAGAAAACAGCUCAUGACAAGGGCUAUCUCGAGGAAGAGCUAAGGAACACGGAGAGAUUGAUGAGGGAUGAUGCGAAGUUCGAAGGGGUGAGCGAUGGACUAUUGUUUCUUACGGAUUGGAGGAACAUUGGUUGGUUCGGAUCAAUGGAUUUUGGUUGGAGCGAGCCGGUGAAUCUGCGGCCGUUGACCGAGCAGAAGAGUGCAGUGCAUAUAGGGAUGAUAUUGAAACCUUCACAACUUGAUCCAUCAAUGGAAGGUGGAGUUAAAGUGAUCAUGACGUUGCCAAGAGUUGCAAUGGUUGACUUCAAGCGAGAGAUGGAUGCUAUGAACAAACUUUACUCUUAAUAUUAUUAGUACCUGGAUUAGUUUUCUAUGUGUGUGAUUGAAUGUUUCAAACAUGAAUAAUGGGCGAAUAAGAUCAGUAUGCUUAUAUGAAUGA